Molecule: messenger RNA, 1256 nt
Organism: Tigriopus californicus
Lineage: Eukaryota; Metazoa; Arthropoda; Copepoda; Harpacticoida; Harpacticidae
Gene: kin17
Product: DNA/RNA-binding protein KIN17-like
Exons: 2
Coding region: 194-1174 (326 amino acids)
Biological process (GO): DNA damage response; DNA replication
Cellular component (GO): nucleus
Molecular function (GO): double-stranded DNA binding
Source: RefSeq, a predicted model, not a curated record
CCGAUCAUUGUAUACAGAGUCUGUGCGCUGUGUUGCUAAGUUUUUGACUGAACACAGUCAGCCCUGUGAGUGAGUGAGUGAGUGAGGGAGUGAGUGGGAGUGGGAGUGGGAGUGCCUCAGUGGGUCGAACGUUGGUUGGUUGGUUGGUUGCUACGCACGGUGUCUGGGGGGUGGAUAAAUCCGGCGGUUCAAGAUGGGCAAAGCCGAGGCGGGCACGCCCAAAUGGCUGGCCAACAAGAUGAAGAGCAAGGGUCUGCAGAAAUUGCGUUGGUUCUGUCAAAUGUGCAACAAGCAGUGUCGAGACGAGAACGGCUUCAAGUGCCACACCCAGAGCGAAGCCCAUCAGCGCCAGCUCCUUUUGUUCGCGGAUAACCCCAACAAGUUCCUCUCCAAUUACUCGGUGGAGUUCGAGAAGGACUUCCUGUACUUGCUCAAGCGCUGCCAUGGCACCAAGCGUGUCAAGGCCAACAAAGUCUAUCAGUCCUACAUUGCCGAGAAAGACCACAUUCACAUGAACGCCACCCGAUGGGAGACCUUGACCGGAUUCGUCCAGUACUUGGGGCGGACCGGCAAAUGCCUCGUGGAUCAGACGGAGGAAGGCUGGUUUAUCACGUGGAUUGACCGUGACCCCGAGACCAUCGCCCGACAAGAAACUCGUCAACGGGCGGCUCGGAAGAAGCUUAGCAGCCUACACGAUGAGAAAAAGCGCAAAAAAUCUGCACUCGAGGAAAUCAAAGAGGAGGAAGAAAGGCAAAAGAAGAGCAAGAGAGUGGGUCACAAAAGCACCAAAACCACCACCGAACCCAAAUCUAUAAAAAAUUAUUGGCUCAAGCCCAAUAUAGUAGUCAAGAUCGUGACUCGUUCUUUGGGCGAGCAAUACUACAAGCAAAAAGGUUACGUCCACGAAGUAGUGGAUAAGUAUGCGGCCGUAGUGAUUUUAUUUCAACUUGAUAAGAAACUGAAACUCGAUCAGGCUCAUCUCGAGACCGUAAUUCCCGCUGAAGGACAGCCCGUUCUGAUUUUGAAUGGCCAAUUUCGAGGAGAAACAGCCAUUCUUCAGCGCGUCGACGUGGAUUCGUACUCGGCCUACCUUCAGUUGAAUGCGAGCGCCCAAACUGUCAAAUUGCCGUAUGAACACUUCAGUAAAUUGUGUCCUGCCUCGAACAAAAGCUAAAAUGUGAUCCAUCUCCUUGUAGCAUGAUUCGACGCGCUUUUCCAUUCUUGUAAGGUGAACUCUUCACAUUCUUUGUUCUAGA